CAAUCUAGGAAUUAUUUUACUCUUUACUUAUAGCAGAGUAGUUUAUAGCAGUGCUAUAAAAAAGCACGCAUGGUGCAUGGAGUAGCAUGGAGUGCAUGGAGCGCAGAGCUUCAAGUGGCGCCAGAAGCUCCCCCAUUAGCUCCAUGCUACUCCAUGUGAUCCAUGCACUCCAUUCCAUGCGAGCUGUGAAGCCUUAUUCUAAAUUGCUCGGUUAUAGACUAAAGCAGAUGUUGUCGCGGCAUGAUCAACAUUUCCGUCAUUCGCGACGGCGAAGCGGUCGCGUACUAGCCGCCGCUGCGAUCGCCGUGAUCCACCAGAACGACGAUCUUUUGGCGGUCGUCGGUCGAACGUCGCUCAGAAGUGGCCAAAAUAGACAAGAAAGGACUAGUUUUAGGCAAGGCAUGCAACUGCUCCAAAAGGAGACUGUUCUUGAUGAUAUCGAGACGGAGACCACUGAAUUAUGGUCAACAUUUAGUGUCCAUCUUUCUCGGCAUCUUGGUCCUCUUUUGUUCCCCUGUAUUCUUCUCGUGAAAUAUUACUGUAUUCUUCUCAUGAAUAUUACAAGGGCGGGAAGGGGGUCGAAAUGAGGGCGGGACCAAAAUGCAAUCUAGCAGACUCCAACUGAAAGAGCACAAGCAAGAACAGCAAGUGACCAAGAUACAGAAAGGAAAGACGACCACGUCAAUAUCGUCAGAUCAUCUGCAUCGCAUUCAGGGCAGGCAAGGCCUGAAACCCUAGUUGUGCGGAACGACGGCACCACGUCUUACAGAGAGCACCAAGGCAGUGACGCGGACGACGACGACGACGAUAUUAUGUUGAAUCUUCAAUGUACUGUUGUCUAGUAGUACUUCUUAGUUUUUUUAGUUCCUGACUGACUCACACCAGAACAAACUCCUCGUGUGGUGCCUGUCACAUCAGCAUCUUCUACGUCUUCUACCUCGGGAACUGCACAUUACUUUUUUUUUGAUUCACUAUGAUGACCUGCUGAAGACAUCCUUUCACUCUGCGCUAAUUUGCGUGCAUCAAGCUCUGACGAUUCUGCUUCGGAUUCGGACACACCUUCGGAGGACGGCCUUGCAGCUUCUCAAGAUGAUGCUGCUUCAACCAGUGAUGAUACCACAACCAAAGAAAACACCGAAUCAGCGGGACUCUUAGUUAAGUCACAGUGUUGCAAUAUUCCAUCUGCCAGCCUUAGCCUCUUUGUCAACCUCCCUUUGAUUGACCAGUGACAGCUGGAGUUUUAUGGAAGUCAUGGAAGUCAAAGAGGCGCCACAUGCGUACAAGAACGUGAGGAGGGAAUGGCUACUACUUUCCAACUUCUAACUUGUACAAGGACGCGAUGAUGUCCUUCGGCGUUGGGUAUGCUCUGACGCUUGUGUUCUUCUUUGUGAUGAAAAAGUUGUCACCUCCUGACGAAGUGAACGAGCUCACAGCCGAAGAUAUUGAAGGUGAAGCCGCACCAAAGUUAAGGCUACCUCCCCUGAAGCAUCCUGCUCGGCAUCAUACAUCCUGGGCCCCUUUUCUACUUGAAAAACGGGCCAAGGAUGCACUGAGGGAGACCACUAGCGCGAUAGCUUUAACAGAGGUCGCAGGAGCCGCUAAAGCAGGAGGUGGACCAAAAGCUGCAGCAGCUGCAAAAACAGUGGCUACAGCCAAGGCUGCUGGUGCGCCUGGAGGUACCGGUCCAGCGAAUGUUGGAGCUGCGGAAGGGAGGAAGCCUGUCGUGCCAGUUGGUGCGAACAAAGCGGGGACGGCUUCAGCAGAACCGGCUGCACCCAUCGUUAUGAAAGACUGCUAAAAGAACUAGCACAAGAAGUACAGAAGUAGAAGUUGUAAACCUUAGUACUGUGCACCUGCACCGUUGGUUGUAAACGUAGAUAUUCACCAGCACCACCUUAUCGCACUUCACUCGUCUUCUACGCCUUCUAGUCCACAUCCACUUGCUGCACUAGUACAAGAAGAUGAUACCCAAAAAUUGCUGGCACACUACAAUAGCAUCUGUGACGGCACAGAUUCAUCUGUCGUGUCCUCUACUAAUAAUACCGGAAAAGCCGAAGGGAAGGCGUCGUCGAGCCUCGGCUCUUUACGAGAACGAAAAGUCAAUGGGGCUGCCGAUGCUGAAAAUGACGCAAGAGCAGCAAGACAAGCUGCGGAUGCACUUAUGAAGAAUCUUGCACGUUCUUCUUCUUGUCAUCAUGUAAUGUAGUCACUAUUACGUGACGACCACAUGUUAUUGAAGUAAUUGUAAUAGAUAGAGGCAUCACUCUCGACUUUCGUUAUUCUUAUAUUUCUAUUUGUGAAUUAUAGUCUUAGUCAAUAGACCUGUAGUUCAGUCAAUACACGACCUGUUCAUGAUCUUCCAUGCGCCCCCUUCUAAUCCAUCCGAAGCUGACGAUCAUGAUGAGGACAACGCAGGCGGAGGCGAAGCUGCAAGCGGAGUACGAGAGAGUGCAGCAGGUGGCUCGCAGCAACCACAGGGAAGCAUGGUUGGUACGGGAGAAGACACACAUGACUGAUUCAGAGUGUGAGGUGCGCUUAAAGAGAAUGUGGACUGUUACCCUAAGACUAAGGGAGUACACUGAAACUCAACAGGGUGGACGUCGACGGUGGAUUUUUACAUUCUAGAGUAAAAACUUCCAUGGCUAUGGCACGUUGUGGUGGGCUGUUGCUGAUUAGGAGAUAUCUUCAUCUACUAGCAACUGCUCAACACCUUCUACUGCUUUUUCUUCUACCUGCUGCUGUUGCUCUACGUACAGUAAGACCAUCUCAGAAUCAAAGACAACACUGGACAACUUUUAAGCCGCAACUUUAUAAUCUGGC
Molecule: messenger RNA, 2820 nt
Organism: Amoebophrya sp. A25
Lineage: Eukaryota; Dinophyceae; Syndiniales; Amoebophryaceae
Source: the annotation of a GenBank genome assembly